AUGGAAUGGUGCCAACGGGCUGGGCUCAGCAUGGCGCUGGGCGCUGUCCUGGCUCGAGGGCGGGCAGUGUGUAAACACAACGGGCUACUCAUCCUGUCGGUGUUGUCUGUCAUCGUGGGCUGCCUCCUUGGCUUCUUCCUCAGGACCCAGCGCCUGUCGCCACAGGAGAUCAGUUACUUCCAGUUCCCUGGAGAACUCUUGAUGAGGAUGCUGAAGAUGCUGAUCCUACCCCUGGUGGUCUCCAGCUUGAUGUCCGGCCUUGCCUCCCUGGAUGCCAAGACCUCCAGCCGCUUGGGCAUCCUCACUGUGGCGUACUACCUGUGGACCACCUUCCUGGCCGUGGUUGUGGGCAUCAUCAUGGUCUCCAUCAUCCACCCUGGUGGUGCAGCGCAGAAGGAGACGACCGAACAGAGCGGGAAGCCAGUCAUGAGCUCAGCUGAUGCCCUCCUGGACCUUGUCCGGAACAUGUUCCCGGCCAACCUGGUAGAAGCCACAUUCAAACAGUACCGCACCAAGACCACCCCAGUUAUCAAGUCCCCCAAGGGGGCUCCAGAGGAAGCCCCUCCUCGGCGGGUCCUCAUCUACGGGGUCCAGGAAGACAACGGCUCUCGAGUGCAGAACUUUGCCCUGGACCUGACCCCCCCGCCUGAAAUCGUCUACAAGUCAGAGCCUGGCACCAGCGAUGGCAUGAACGUCCUAGGCAUUGUGAUCUUCUCGGCCACCAUGGGCAUCAUGCUGGGCCGCAUGGGUGACAGUGGGACCCCCCUGGUCAGCUUCUGUCAGUGCCUUAAUGAGUCCGUCAUGAAGAUCGUGGCAGUGGCGGGGUGGUACUUCCCCUUCGGCAUCGUCUUCCUGAUCGCCGGCAAGAUCCUGGAGAUGGAUGACCCCAGCGCAGUGGGGAAAAAGCUGGGCUUCUAUGCCGUGACUGUGGUAUGUGGGCUGGUGGUCCACGGCCUCCUCAUCCUGCCCCUGCUCUACUUCCUCAUCACCAGGAAGAACCCCAUUGUCUUCAUCCGUGGAGUCCUCCAGGCUCUGCUCAUCGCGUUGGCCACCUCCUCCAGCUCAGCCACACUGCCCAUCACCUUCAAGUGCCUGCUGGAGAACAACCACAUCGACCGGCGCAUCGCUCGCUUCGUGCUGCCUGUGGGCGCCACCAUCAACAUGGACGGCACGGCGCUCUACGAGGCCGUGGCUGCCAUCUUCAUUGCCCAGGUCAACAACUACGAGCUGGACUUCGGCCAGAUCAUCACUAUCAGCAUCACGGCCACUGCAGCCAGCAUUGGGGCGGCCGGCAUCCCGCAGGCGGGGCUGGUCACCAUGGUCAUUGUGCUCACCUCUGUAGGCCUGCCCACCGACGACAUCAACCUCAUCAUCGCUGUAGACUGGGCUCUGGACCGCUUCCGCACCAUGAUAAACGUGCUGGGUGACGCGCUGGCGGCGGGCAUCAUGGCCCACAUCUGCCGGAAGGAUUUUGCUCAGGACACGGGUACUGAGAAACUGCUCCCCUAUGAGACCACGCCCGUGCCCCUGCAGGAGAUCGUGGCCGCCCAGCAGAACGGCUGCGUGAAGAACGUGGCCGAGGCCUCGGAGCUGACCCUCGGCCCCACGUGCCCCCACCACAUCCCAGUCCAGGUAGAGCAGGAUGAGGAGCCGGGCACUGCCAGCCUAGACCACUGCACCAUCGAGAUCAGCGAGCUGGAGACCAAUGUGUGAGGCUGCAGGGCGGGAGAGGCAAGCGCAUGCGCGAGCUCCGGCCAGCAACCAUGGCUCCGCCGCCCAAGGCCUGACUGGGACAGCUUCUCCUACAUGAGCCGGGCAGGGGUCUUUGCCUCUACUUUGUACGGUUUGGGGGCGUGGGAGCUAAAACCACUCCCUGAAAGUCAGGGCCAGGAUGUUCACUCCGAUGAACCCUGGCCUCUCCCUUCUGGUGGACAAGGCAGCCUGUAAGAGGCUCUGCCCUCUUUCCAGGGUCCCCGAGGCCACAACCGCUUCCAACUCACGAAGAUAUAACAACAUCGUCCCUGUUCCUGGCCCAGCUGCGUCCAGGCCAGGUCAACCCUGCUCCACCCCCACAGCACGUGGUUUUAAGCCAACCCUCCCAGGAAGGGCUGGCCCAUCCCAGGACUGAGACCUGUGGCUUUUGCAUGCCCCAGCCUGUCUGUUCCUGUCCACCAGGCCUCUCGUCUGAUUCAGAGACUGAUAUCCACUAGGGCUGAAGAACCCCAUGGGCAGGGCCCAACCAGACUCCCGUGGGACAGGUGGGCAAGAUGGACCACAGGAGGGAGGCCUAGGUGGGGUGCUGGGCCAACUGAUUAGCAGGACCUUGGGGUCAGAUCUCCACAAAGGCUUGUGUGGCAAAGUGUAAAGAGAGUUCCCAGUCUUUUCCGUGUUUGCAAUAAUGUGACAAAUAAAGGUCUUUUUUUUUUUUUUCAAGACUGUGUCCAUAACAGACUGUGUGUUUUGUUUUGUGUCUUGAGACAGGGUCUUGUUUUGCACUAGUCUAGCUACCCAUUAUGUAGACUCUGCUAGGAGCAAUCCCCCUGCCCCGGCCUCCC
Meriones unguiculatus (Mongolian gerbil) is the source of this 2555-nucleotide messenger RNA. RefSeq names its product solute carrier family 1 member 7 (gene Slc1a7). NCBI's taxonomy places the organism in Eukaryota, Metazoa, Chordata, Mammalia, Rodentia, Muridae. The record is from RefSeq and is a predicted model, not a curated record. Gene Ontology annotation, cellular component: plasma membrane. The coding region runs from base 1 to 1713 and encodes 570 amino acids. The transcript is spliced from 11 exons. Gene Ontology annotation, molecular function: glutamate:sodium symporter activity; neutral L-amino acid transmembrane transporter activity; L-glutamate transmembrane transporter activity. Gene Ontology annotation, biological process: L-glutamate transmembrane transport.